Molecule: messenger RNA, 2553 nt
Organism: Arabidopsis lyrata subsp. lyrata
Lineage: Eukaryota; Viridiplantae; Streptophyta; Magnoliopsida; Brassicales; Brassicaceae
Product: probable serine incorporator
Exons: 12
Coding region: 1047-2276 (409 amino acids)
Cellular component (GO): membrane
Source: RefSeq, a predicted model, not a curated record
GUGUAUAUAUGUUAAUGUCAAUAUUGUAGAUGACGUUUUUCUUUCUUAGAUUUUUUGCAAAGAUAGUCUAUCAAUUAUGCCACUUUUUUCUUCAACUCGUCUAAGUGGAGGUAUGUGUCUUUACUCUAUUUAGUGGACCAAUGAAUCCCUAGAAAAAGGGCAUUUGAUAUUGCUGCUUAACAUUACCCAUUCAUAUUCGUAACAUUCGUCUGCCCAAUUGUAUCCGUAAGAACACGUUUCUUUUUUCAAGUUCAAAUUUGUGACAAAUUGCAUAAAUCUUUUUGAGAACUAAUUCUUUUUUCGUUUUUUUCUUUUGAUCUCUUAACCUUUUGUUUCCUAGUCAAAUAAAGUUUUUUUGGGUGCUUCUUUGUUUAUCCACGCCUCUCCAUUAUCAUUAGGGUAAUUAUAGUUACAACACAAAAAGGUUCUUGCUUUUUUGGAUUAGUAUUUAUCAGUUCCUGCCAAAUCUUGACUUUGGGAGUUUUAAGUCUUAAGAAUCUUGACUGUCUUGCUUUUUAAGUUUGGUAUGUUUUUGUCUUUUAGUCUUUAUUAUUCACAUGGUUAAGGUUUAAAGUUGCAAGUCUUGGAUUAAAAAGAGCCAUCUAUUGUGGAUUCUCGUUGACGCUUAUAAAGAUUGCUUUUCUUAGUUUAGGUUAAAAAGAAGAUAAAAGAUUACUUGCACUAUACGUAUUCUCUGUUUAUGUUCGGCUGAAACAGAAAAGAAAUGAGAUGCUUUCUGUUGAGAAACGGAUUCUGUGUGAUUUUUUGAGAAUAGACUAAAGAUGUUUCUCAUGUAAAACAUGAAUUUUGUUCACUUCAAAUCUACAGAUUGCAAUCUCUCUACCGUUUCUGAAUAGAUUUGUUUCGAUCUGAAGGAGGGCGAAUUCAUCGCUCUUGGUUUGCCUUUUUUCGGUCUUGACGAUUUCUUCCAUAUAAGAAACUGAUUUCUGAUGCAAAAUUCUCCCAUGGAAUGAGUGAUCUGUUUCUUGAAUUUCUUGAUCUUCUAAUGAUAUGAAGAGGAGAGCGUCUGGUAAGUUUAAGGACUAAUGGAGACCGGUACAAGUGUUAGUAACAACAGCGGAAGCAUCAGAAACGAUAGCUAUGAAGCAAUCAAGAAUGGAUCAUGGUUUAAUCAGUUCCGCAAUGGUUGCAAUCCAUGGAUGGCUAGAUAUGUAUACGGUCUGAUAUUUCUCAUCGCGAAUCUACUAGCUUGGGCUGCUCGUGAUUAUGGUCGGGGGGCCUUAAGAAAAGUAACAAAAUUCAAGAACUGUAAAGGCGGAGAAAACUGUUUGGGGACCGACGGUGUCUUAAGAGUUAGCUUGGGAUGUUUUUUGUUCUACUUUGUUAUGUUUCUUUCAACGCUUGGCACGUCGAAAACGCAUUCAUCAAGAGAUAGAUGGCAUUCUGGAUGGUGGUUUGCUAAGCUUAUCCUGUGGCCUGCCUUAACCAUAAUCCCCUUCUUGCUUCCUUCUUCCAUUAUUCAUCUUUACGGAGAGAUUGCCCAUUUUGGUGCAGGGGUAUUUCUUCUAAUACAGCUAAUUAGUGUGAUCAGUUUCAUUCAAUGGCUUAACGAAUGCUAUCAGUCCCAAAAAGAUGCAGAAAGAUGCCGUGUCUAUGUGAUGUUACUAGCAACUACUUCAUACACAGUUUGCAUAGUAGGAGUGAUUUUGAUGUACAUUUGGUACGCGCCUGAUUCGUCAUGCCUUCUCAAUAUAUUCUUCAUAACAUGGACUUUGUUCCUUAUCCAACUCAUGACAAGCAUCGCUCUCCAUCCGAAAGUGAAUGCCGGAUACUUGACUCCAGCUCUUAUGGGACUCUAUGUUGUGUUUAUAUGCUGGUGUGCCAUUCGAAGUGAACCAGUGGGAGAAAGUUGCAAUAGAAAAGCAGCAGCUUCGAACAGAACGGACUGGCUUACCAUCAUUAGCUUUGUGGUUGCGCUACUCGCAAUGGUUAUUGCCACAUUUUCUACAGGAAUAGACUCCCAAUGUUUCCAAUUCAAGAAAGAUGAGAACGAUCAAGAAGAAGAAGAGGAAGAUGGUGUUCCUUAUGGAUAUGGAUUCUUCCAUUUUGUUUUUGCCACAGGAGCAAUGUACUUCGCUAUGCUACUCAUCGGUUGGAACACUCAUCACCCCAUGAAAAAGUGGACAAUUGACGUGGGAUGGACGAGUACUUGGGUUAGGGUUGUGAACGAGUGGCUUGCGGUUUGCGUAUACAUUUGGAUGUUGGUGGCUCCUCUCAUACUAAAGAGCAGAAGACAACCAACAAGUGGGACAUGAGAGGUAAGGAGGUUUUGGGAAACGACAAAGAACUUUGUCGUUUUGGAUCUCUUUUCUCCAUGGGAUAGAACUAAACCACCUUUUUCACCUACGACCAAGAUGGAAGUUGCGGUGGCAAAGCAAACAUGCUCUCAUGGGUUUGGUGGGAAGAUAGUUAUUAGACGAUUAGAUUGGGGAAUUGUUGGAAUUUGGAAAUCAAAUCUUUGUAAGUAGAUUGUUCUAGGAAGGUGGAUACAAAAAUAGUUAUGAUUAUUAUUUCAUCAUCUCAUUUGUGACU